UGACAAUUGAUGACAAUUUCUCUCAUUCUUUACAUAUAGGUGCACUUCCUGCGUUAUAUACAGUGGUUAAGGCCCCCUCCAAAGAGCCAAUUGACCACCCACCGGUUCAAAGAUCCCCAUCACCGCCGUACUGUAUGUCUUCUGCUGCUUCCGCGCCGAACCAGCAGCAAGACAGUAGGAAAUCCUCAGUCACAGUGCUUUCAUUACUUACUCUGGUCGUUGCUAUCUUAAUAGCCCUGUUCCUCGGCUAUACUGCAAAUACCAGCAACUCCGGCAACCUGUUCGGACUCAAGCGGUUGCUUCCGGCUUCCUGGGGUGCUGCUUCGUUAUCGUCAGGCGCUCGCAGACCUCUAGGAUCCGCGGCUGGGGUUGACCGUGCGCAGAAUAUUCAAAAGAUUCCGGGGAUAGACGAGUUCAAGAUGAGGACGCCGGUUUAUUUCUUGAGCCAUGGCGGGCCCAACAUCAUGUACGAGGUUGAUCACCCCGCGUACAAGCAAUUGACCAAGAUCGGGCGGGAAAUUACGUCCAAAGUCCAGCCGCGUGCUGUUGUGGUGUUCUCGGCCCAUUGGCAGGCUGGCACGGACACUAUCCAGGUCAAUACGGCGGAAAUUACGGAUUUGAUCUACGACUUUUAUGGCUUCCCUAGUCAUUACUACAAGGAAAAGUAUCCCAACGUAGGUAGCAAGGAGAUUGCGACCAAGGUACUGGAUGCAUUGGGCGAGGCCGGUAUCAAGGCGGAAGGCGUCAAGCGGGGAUUGGACCACGGAGUCUGGGCGAGCUUCAAAUGCGCCUUUGAACCGGAUUCGAAUCCUCUGAAUGUGCCUGUUGUCCAAGUCUCGCUGUUCAAAACCGAAGACCCCAUGCAGCACUACCGACUGGGACAGGCGGUGUCCAAACUUCGCGAUGAGAACAUUUUGAUUGUUGUGUCGGGAAUGGCGGUCCAUAAUCUGCGGGAUCUGCAAUUUACUUGGGGGGAUCCACGCCCGCUGCCAUAUACCGUGAGCUUCGACGAGGCACUUAAAGAUGCGGUCGUCACUCCUCCAGCGGAACGAGCCAAGGCUAUGGCUGAUCUGCUGAAGCGCGGAGACGCGCGGCAGGCACACCCAACGUUCGACCAUUUGCUUCCCAUUCACAUUGGAGCUGGCGCUGCUGGGGAUGACCUAGGAAAGCGAUUGUGGACGUUGAAGGAGGGAAGCAUGAGCUGGGCCCAGUACCGGUUUGGUGAAGUGGCCAACGCCAGUAGUUCUCUAUAGUUAGCAUAUAGCAUAAGCGUCAUCAGGCGGAAAUUGUAAACAACCAAUGUGUUUUUUUUUUUUUUUUUUUU
This is a messenger RNA of Aspergillus ochraceoroseus IBT 24754, 1324 nucleotides long. Its product is annotated as DODA-type extradiol aromatic ring-opening family dioxygenase. The record is from RefSeq and is a predicted model, not a curated record. Gene Ontology annotation, molecular function: ferrous iron binding; zinc ion binding; oxidoreductase activity, acting on single donors with incorporation of molecular oxygen. The transcript has 4 exons. Lineage: Eukaryota; Fungi; Ascomycota; Eurotiomycetes; Eurotiales; Aspergillaceae. Bases 135 to 1253 code for a protein of 372 amino acids.